GGUUGAUUCGGUUCAGUUCAGGCCUCUUCUGCUUUCUUCAAAUACUCUCUUGCUCCCCAAGGUUCAUAUGUAACGCCUUCACCGUCACGGCCGUAACUGAACUUAAUCUCGCCGAUGAACAGAAAAAAGAUGGUGAACACGCGAAGCAGUAGAGAAAAUCAAGAUGCUAGUGAGAGGGGCCCACAACCACAAAAGGAGACAACUGGGAAUCAAGAGGGAAAUUCUAGAUUGUCAAUAACGGCUGAAAUCCACAAGAUAAUCGACGAGAAAAUGGGGUCAAUUCUUAAUGGGGUCAUCAAGCCAUGUCCAUACAAGACGUUUCUUAGUUGCCAACCGCCAGAGUUCUCAGGGAGCACGGACCCCACCGCGAUCCUGAACUGGAUUACUGAGAUGGAGAUGACAUUUGAUUUAUGCGAGUGUAGAGAGGAACAAAAAGUGAAGUUUGCAGUUCGUAUGCUCAAAGGGAACGCGUUCUCAUGGUGGAACGUGACUCGAAUGUUGUUGGGUGAUGAAGCUGCGUCCCACCUCACAUGGGGCGACUUUGUUGAAAAGUAUGUGGGGCACUUGGCCCCAAGUGAUGAAGAUUGUGUGGCACGUUUUGUGGCGGGGUUGUCAUUUGAAUACUCGAUAAACGUAGAAAAUGUGAAAAAUUUGAAUGAGGCUAUUUGUGUGGCUAAGAGGUUAGAGGAAAUUGAGAAUGAAAAGGAAGAAAGGGAAGAUGUUGGAGAAAAGAGAAAAUGGGGAGGGGAAUUGGGGUCUUUAAAAAAAUCAAAAGGAGAGGUCAAAUCUUGUUAG
Lactuca virosa is the source of this 795-nucleotide messenger RNA. Lineage: Eukaryota; Viridiplantae; Streptophyta; Magnoliopsida; Asterales; Asteraceae. The record is from the annotation of a GenBank genome assembly.